CCGGAAGUGAGAUGCUCCUCGUCCUAGGGAUGGUGUUUUCUUUUGCAUAGAUUCGGAUUAACAUGCAGAAAUGAGAGAUAGAUGCGUAGUAUCACAAUUGGAAGAUGAAAUAUUUUAUGACUGAUUGUUCGAAUACUUAAAAUACAUAAUAAGUUUCCCCUGAAGGCGAGCAGGAUGGAUUUUAGCCGAGCUGUCGGAGGAUCCUACACGGAUAAUCUCAUUGGGACUUUACUUGCUAUUUUUGGAAAUGUGCUCGUCAGCAUCUCCCUCACUAUUCAGAAAUACAGCCAUGUGACGUUAGCAGGAGCCAAGGACCCACGUGCCUUCUACCGCACUAAAACUUGGUGGUGUGGUUUUGUUUUGACCUGUCUCGGAGAGGGAGCCAACUUUGUCUCUUACGCUUUUGCUCCUCUUGCUCUUGUAGCGCCUCUUAAUGCUGUGUCCGUCAUCACAAGCUCUAUCUUAGGCCUUCUUUUUCUACGUGAGAAGUCCAAGCCAAAGGAUUUCGCAAUGCGUUAUGGGCUGUCCUUCCUGGGCCUCCUUCUGACUACUGGAGGGACUUACCUCUUUGUGGCAUUUGGCCCAAACUCUCAUGAGAAGCUUCAAGCAGAGAACAUUGUGAGGCACAUUGUAGGAUGGCCUGUUCUCUUAUAUCUGCUCCUGGAGAUCAUCACGUUCUGCCUGCUUUUAUACUUCUACAAACAGCACCGUGCUAACUACCUCAUUAUUAUUCUGAUGCUGGUCGCUCUGCUGGGCUCCGUCACAGUUAUCACAGUGAAGGCGGUGUCAGGCAUGCUAGUCCUCACCUUUGAGGACAACAUGCAGCUGGACUACCCGAUCUUCUACGUCAUGUUUGUGUGCAUGGUUGCUUCAGUCGUCUUCCAGGCCAGUUUUCUUUCCCAAGCUUCAAAACUCUACGACUCCUGUCUGAUUGCCGGCGUUAACUACAUCCUCUCCACUGUGUUUGCUGUGGUAGCCGGAGCCGUGUUUUAUGUGGAGUUUAAGAAUGAAAACGCUCUUCACAUUUGCAUGUUUUUGUUGGGAACUGUGCUCUGUUUCCUGGGAGUCCUUCUCAUCACCAAAAACAGGAAAAGAAACAAAACCUUUGAGCCAUAUGUCACUAUGGACAUGGCAAAUGGUGUCCCGGUUAUUCACAAUAAAGCUCUGGUUGUUCAGCCAGACUUCAACGGUUCCUUCUCUUACGGUGCUCUGGUCAACAACGACGGAGUCGCUCCUGCUGCUUUACCGGCCAAACUGGAGAACCCUCCUGUCAGAUGUAGAACUCCUGAUGCAGCUCAGCCUGACCUGAAGACAGAUUAAACCAAACUUUCUUUUCUGUUUCUAAUCCAUUUAACUCCAGACAACAUUCAAGGACCUUGAAAGGCCAAAAUAGGUAUGUUCAUUUACUGGUGUACUCAAGACCAUCCUCCAGCCCAGGAUCCGUCAUCACCCAGGUGAUUUUGAUUUCCUCUUACUUUGUUUUAUGGUAUGUUAACACCUAGCAGUCCAGUUUGGUUCAGCACAUUAUGGUACAGAUCUUGCUUGCAUUUCUACAGCAAAUUUCCAUCAAUGUUUGCUUGUUGUGAUGGGAGUUCUGGCUCUUUUUGGCUCUUCUGAAAAAUUGCCUUAGCUCAGUAGUAAGAGAGUCUUUUGGCUCCAAAGUAGUACUUUUUUGGGACUAUUCAGUUUUUUUGUCAAGGAACAACAACAAAAAUUGACCAGCUCCUAAGGUUUACAUGAAAAGAAAAGUGACAGGACCAGUCAGCGACGAGGGGCAGUACUUUCAGGCACGGCAGAGUCGUGACGUAAAAACAAGCAGCAGCAAGAGGGGGUACAAUUAUGGCAGAAGAGCUUAGUGUGGACGCUGCUAAAGUGUAAGUUUUAGCAGAACUUGACAAAAAUUCUUCGUUAGAAGAAGAACAAAGAACAGCAGUGAGUUGUUUUCUUUUCAAAAACAACAAAAGUCGAGUACUUGCAUGUCUAUAGUUGCCAUGUUUCACGUUAUUCCCUGUAGCUGCGCACGCGCAGCUCAA
Messenger RNA from Cheilinus undulatus (humphead wrasse), 2033 nucleotides. It is a transcript of the gene nipal3, whose product is annotated as NIPA like domain containing 3. Gene Ontology annotation, biological process: magnesium ion transport. The transcript has 11 exons. The record is from RefSeq and is a predicted model, not a curated record. Gene Ontology annotation, cellular component: membrane. Bases 175 to 1320 code for a protein of 381 amino acids. Gene Ontology annotation, molecular function: magnesium ion transmembrane transporter activity. NCBI's taxonomy places the organism in Eukaryota, Metazoa, Chordata, Actinopteri, Labriformes, Labridae.